AGCAAAGAAAGCAAUAAAAUGACACAAAUUACAAGUUGUUUUUAUUUUUUGUAUUUUUUUACGGUAUUAACAAAACUCAGGUAUCUAACCUAGCCUAAACUACGUGUUUUAUUCAAUCAAAAGCAAAUUUCCUGUAUGGAUGUUUGACAUGCCUGUGACAUUUGAGCAGCCUGAGUCCCAUCUAUUUUUGUCACAGCUUCUGUGUGAGAGUUGGACUGCUAACAGAGCUGGCUUGUCGGACGGGACUGUUGGCCUGAAAUGGUUGUUUGGAACAGACUGGAUUGCUGAAUUGUCCAGUCAGUCUCCUCAUGGACCUGUACGAGAUCAGAGGAGGUAGACUGGAUGUGAUUUCAGAAGAAGCUGAGCACCAGGAGUUAAGCAGAGAGUCAACCCCAAUGGAGCCCUACAAUGUGGUUUCAGAAAGAGGAGGAAAGGCGACCCGAGGUGUUUCCACUUUCCAGAGGUUUUCUGUCAACACCAACGAGUCCCUUCGUUUUGAGCCCUGUGAGGAUAACCCUCCUUCUCCCACUGGAGCAGAAGAUGGACGUGAUGAUGAUGAUGUGUUCAAAGAGGGAGAAACCGAGAGUGAGAUUGUCACGACCAGGAAUCGGUUGCAAGGGAAGGUUGCUGAGAUGGAGAACUUUGCAGGUCAUCUGGAGGAAAUCUUUCUCACUGUGGAGGAAAAUUUUGGACGUCAGGAGCAGCACUUGGAGCAGCACUACAAUGAUGUGCUACAGACGCUGUCACAACGAUAUGACGAGAGGGCAGCUGCUCUGGAGGAGGAGAAGAAGAGCAAGCUGGAAGCCCUGUACAAUCAGCUGCUGUCUUGUGGUCAGGCACUGGAUGCCUCUAAGGAGCUCAUUGAGGCGGCCCAGGAGAUCUACCGCAGCCGGGACAAAAGGCUUUUCCUAAAGGCAGUAAUGCCCACCAUUAAAAGAAUCGAGGAGUUUGCCAAAGAGGACGUUGACCUCACAUUGUCUACAAGUCUUGAGUUUAACACACCACUUGCCGACCUGUCGGAUGUGAAAACCAUGAUGGACUCCAUCAAUGUUGUACCAGCUCCAUCUGCCCCAGUAAUCAACCCUCAGAUGCCCAACUCUGCCACCCAGACAUCCCUGCGUGUGUGCUGGAGCUUGUUCUCUGACGACACGGUGGAGUACUAUGAGCUUUACUACAGACCAGUGCUGGAGGAUAUGCCAGCAGACAGCACCUCUGCACCACAUGUAAGCAGGGUAAAAGUGAAGGAGACCCACUGCACUGUGACAGAUCUACUGCCCAAUGCUCAGUAUGAGCUCUGGGUGACUGCUACCAACAUCACAGGCAUCAGCCCAGCGAGCGAGAAGGCUUUAUACAUGACCGUGCCGUCGCCGCCAGUGAUCAAACAGAGGGAGUGUACUAGCUGCCCAGAGGCUGCUCUGAUCCGCUGGGAGUCAGGAAACACCAACCCUGUAGACUCUUACACCGUGGAGCUCAAUGAGAUGGGUUCUGAUGGCACUGAGAGCAGUGUUACUGAGUCUAUAGUAGCCGUGCCCACCUGUCAGUGUCUAAUCCAGCUGCAGACAGGACGGCGUUACCUCAUCUCUGUGAGAGCAGUCAACAUUGGCGGGCCCAGCGUCAGGAGUGAAGUUAUUACCGUCUCCACAGCAGGUACUUUCUUUUAUCUCCUGGAGGACACUGCCCAUCCCUGCCUGUCCAUCUCUGAAGAUGGUUUCACUAUGUUUUAUGGAGAUGAGGAGCUGCCAAUUAGUGCUAUGGCUUUAGAUGAUAACACCUUUACCAGAAGUGUGGCUGUCCUGGGAGAUCUGAUUCCAGUGCGAGGCAGGCACUACUGGGAGGUCGAGGUGGAUGAUGGGACAGAGUUUAGGAUUGGAGUUGCAUAUGAGGACACGGAGAGGAACUCGUACCUCGGAGCCAACAAUACGUCCUGGUGUAUGAGACACAUUCUCACUCCAUCCAGGCAUAAAUAUGAGUUUCUGCACAAUGGUUGGAGUCCUGACUUGAGGAUUACAGUGAACCCAGUGCGGAUAGGAGUGGCACUAGACUACGAGAGGGGGGCUCUGUCCUUCUUUAACGUGGAUCUGGAGCAACACCUACACACCUUCCGCUGCAACUUCCAAAAUUAUGUCCACCCCUGCUUUGGCCUGGACAGUCCUGGAGCUCUUACUGUACACAAUGGUAUAGAGGCUCCCGAGUAUACAUUUAUCUGACACCAGCAAUCAUUUCUAGUAUUACAAUAAAAUGAAAGCCUGGUAGAAAGUAACAAUGUUGGUGGAAAUUAAAAAAAAAAAAAAAAAAAAAAAAAAA
Toxotes jaculatrix (banded archerfish) is the source of this 2304-nucleotide messenger RNA. RefSeq names its product fibronectin type III and SPRY domain-containing protein 2. Gene Ontology annotation, molecular function: protein binding. The record is from RefSeq and is a predicted model, not a curated record. The transcript has 13 exons. NCBI's taxonomy places the organism in Eukaryota, Metazoa, Chordata, Actinopteri, Toxotidae. Bases 309 to 2207 code for a protein of 632 amino acids.